AUGGGAGUUCAUGGAUUAUGGGAGCUCUUGGCGCCAGUGGGGCGGCGCGUGUCGGUGGAGCUCCUCGGCAACAAGAAGCUGGCGAUCGAUGCCAGCAUUUGGAUCAUCCAGUUUCUCAAGGCUAUGCGCGAUGAUCGUGGAGAAGUGAUGCGCAAUGCGCACCUCCUGGGAUUCUUUCGCCGGAUUUGCAAGCUCUUGUUCCUCCGCGUCAAGCCUGUGUUUGUCUUCGAUGGUGGCACGCCAUUCUUGAAGAGGAGGACUGUGAUUGCGAGGAGAAGGCAGCGAGAGCAAGCACAGUCGAAAAUCCGCAAGACGGCUGAGAAGCUACUGCUGAAUCACCUAAAAGCAAAGAAGCUCGAGGAACUCGUUCGUGAGGAGCAACCAAAUGCUCCAGACCAAGCACGAGCAAAUGGAGAAAUUCCUUCGAGCUCUUCUCAAGCCAAAACUUCUUCUGACCAAGAAAAUGCCGACGCAUUGUUGGCAGCUUCUUUAGCAAAAGAGUGGGAGGAAGAUGGUGCCAUAGACUUGGAUUCUGGCUCCGAGGAACAACAACAAAUACUCCCUGUGGUUAACGGAAAAGUUGAUCCCGAAGUUCUUGCGUCGCUACCGCCAUCCAUGCAACUUCAACUCUUUGACGAGAUGAGGGAGCAACUUGUUGCAGAAAAUCGACAGAAGUUUGAGAAAGUUGCGAAGGCACCUUCUUCGUUUUCAAAACUUCAGAUUGAGGCUUACUUAAAAACAGUAGCCUUUCGCCGGGAUAUCAAUCUCGUGCAAAAAGCGGCUGCGAACAUAAGUAAAGAUGGUGUUCCAAGCGUUCGAAUUGCUUCAGAAGCCAAUCGCGAGUAUAUUUUCUCGACGGAAGCUGGAAAGAAAAAGAGCCAAGAUGGGGUGCAAAAUGUCGAAGAGACUACUGCGAAGCAGAUGUCUAAAGACAUAGAAGAAAGGGGAGCAGCAGAUAGGAGCACUGUUCAGACAUAUCUCGAUAGUAAAGGGAGAAAACGAGUUAGCAGGAUCAGGGGAAUGGGUGUUCGGAUGACUCGUGAUUUACAGUGGAACUUAUAUCUUAUGAAAGACAAGGCAUCUCAAAGUAAAGAAGACGAAGCAAUAGAACUUCCAGCAGACGACGAGAGCUACGCAUUUGAAAAACUGGUUUCUGAAGAUCAAAUAGCUGUUGAAGAAGAUGGUGACGAAACCAAUGUUUCAGCUGGGCAGACUAAUAGUACAGGAAUGAGGGUCUCGUUCGUCGAUGAUGGCAGCCUCCAGCCUGACGAGCUUUUUGCAAGGUUGGUUUCGGAAAGCCAGCCGGAUGAAAUUGAAUGGGAGGAAGAUUACGGAAGUGAUGCACGAAUAUCUUCCGCCAAAGAAGCUCAAGAUGAAGCAGGAUCUGGCAGUCUUUCUCGUUUUCAAAGAAAUGACGUGAUUACUGAGACAGGGGCUCAGAACUUCCAGGUUUCGUUUGUGGACGAUGGCAACCUUGAGGUUGACGAGACAUUUCAAACUUUGGCUCGUGGUCAAGAGGACGAAGAGAUCGACUGGGAAGACGACGGGCACGAGGUGGUGUCAGUCUGUGAACCUGAUGCUCGGAAACAGUCUAAGAUGAUCGGUAUUGGAGAUUCUGCUUUGAAAACUACCGGUGUCAUGGAAUUAAACGGGAACAAACAAGCUGAAAUUCAAGCAGGUUCUACUGUUCUCAAUCAAGGUGAAAGAUACGAGCGUACGAAAGACAUGCAGGCUGAUAGUCACCCUCCUCAAGCUGAUAAAGUCCUGCCUGACGCUGAAAAAGUUGAAUGGGAGGAAGAUGAUAAUGUCGCACAAAAUAUUUCCGAGAACACUUCGCUAGUGGACGUUGGCGAGCCAGACGCCACGAAAAGUGAAGAAAACCAUCCGCUGGUUUCAAAACCGGACGAUGACAAAGGCACUGGAGGGGAAGAAGUUGCACGGAACGUUUCUCCUGGUAAAUUGAUUGAGCAAAAACCGGACAACGAGGACUCAUGCAACAUUGAGCAUGGAAAGCUUACUGGAGUAUCCGACGAACAAGCUCAGAUUGAAGAAGCAAUUCGUCGAAGCCUAGUGGACUUUGGCCUUCAGAAAGCUUUUAAGCCUCUUACCAUACAAGAGCCAGACUCUGUGAAGCAUGGUGCAGUUCAGGACAUUGAAGAAUCUGAGCGCUCACGUAAAGGAAAGGCAGUGCUCGACAACACAUUGGAAAAACAAGCUAAUGAGUUGGAAAACACUGAAGUAGUCCAUGAUUUGGAUCAAAGCAGGAAGGCAACGAUGAUAACAGAGGAUGAAGAACGGUUUCUCGAUGCUGAGGACAGAGCUGCUCGGCACGCACGGAUCAACGAGGAAAGGGAAAACUUGCUACAAGAAGAAGCGGAGCUUCGAGCAGAGAAAAAGAGAAACGAACGUAAUGCGGAGACGGUUACAAAUGAAAUGUUUGCCGAGUGCCAGGAACUACUUCAACUGUUUGGGAUCCCGUAUGUGGUAGCACCCAUGGAAGCUGAAGCACAAUGUGCCUUCAUGGAUGCAGAAGAUCUCGUCGAUGGUGUGAUUACGGAUGAUUCGGACGUGUUUCUUUUUGGAGGCCGCAGUGUCUACAAGAACAUAUUCGAUGGCCACAAAUACGUCGAAACUUACUACAUGAAGGAUGCAGAGUCUGAUCUCGGUUUGAAUCGAGAUAAGCUGAUACGGAUGGCCAUGCUACUUGGCAGUGAUUAUACCGAAGGAAUAAGUGGUAUAGGAAUUGUGAAUGCCAUCGAGGUUGUGAAUGCCUUUCCUGAAGAGGAUGGGCUGCAAAAGCUUAGAGACUGGAUAGAGUCUCCGGACCUUAUGCUCCUUGACAAGGCCCAGGGUGUAUCUCGGAAAUCGACCAAGAAAUCGCAAGAUAAUCUCGAUGGGAGUGAUGACGCUGGCGUGCAGCUUGACAAGAGAAAAGAAAUAUUUAUGCACAAACACCGUGCAGUAAGCAAGAACUGGACGAUCCCUUCUUCUUUUCCCAGCAAAGCUGUAGUUGAGGCGUAUGAAUGUCCUCAAGUAGACAAGUCGAAGGAAACCUUUUCGUGGGGUCGCCCUGACCUCGACUUACUUCGGAAGUUUUGCUUUGAAAAAUUCGGAUGGACAAAGGAAAAAGCCGAUGAACUUCUAGUUCCAGUUCUGAAAGAGUACGAUCGUCAUGAGACGCAACUACGAAUCGAUGCGUUCUACAGCUUCAACCAGCGAUUCGCGAAGAUCCGAAGCAGCAGGAUUCAGAAAGCCGUCUCUGGGAUAACGGGGCAAACACUGCCGGAGAUGAUUUAUGGUGCCAUUCCAGCCACGAAGAAGACAAGGAGGAUAAAACCAUCGGACGAAAACUCUGCUCCGAAGCCAAGGAAGAGAAAAGCGACAGCUGCUGGGAAAAAAACUGAAGCAGCUCAAAGGACGCCGAGAAAACGUCAAGCAAGAGCCAAAGGUGGAGCCGCAAAGGAUACAGAGGCGCAGGUUCCGGAAAUCACAACACCCGCAGAACGAACACUGGACGAAACACCUGAAGAUGGCGGCGCACGAGAGUUUGUUUCAACGGCGGAAGGAUCUCAUUCGGAAGACCGAGAGUUCGUUCCAAUGGAGGAGGACAUUGCAGCUUUCGAGGCAGCAGAAAAAUCGUCGGGAGGAGGAGGAGGAUUUAUUUUGGAAGAUCCAGAGGCUCGAGAGUUUGCUGCUCCGAGAGCACACGCAUCAAGUGGAGGAGGAUUUAUUCUAGAGGACUCGGAAGAUCUUCGUGGUCCUACAGAGGAGGACCUCGAAGCUUACGAAGCAGAAGAAAUGGCCGAGAUGGAAAGAGGUGGAGGAUUCAUCGCGGAAGAUCAAGAUGGAGAAGUUCGUCGCCAAGAGGAAAAUCUGGAAGAGUUUUCUCUGGAUCGUCCCGGAGCUCCGGAAGAAGAAGAUCGUCGCGAGAAACAAUGGAGAGACGAAAGAGAUGGUGACGAAGAAAGGCGCGAUCCGAGCUUGCUGGCCAUUCCAAACUUUCGAAGAAAACGCAAAAGCAACGAUUAGUUUUGCUUUAAUGUGGCCAUUUAAUGAAGGGUUUAGGGCUCUCG
This is a messenger RNA of Selaginella moellendorffii, 4073 nucleotides long. Its product is annotated as DNA repair protein UVH3. Gene Ontology annotation, molecular function: DNA endonuclease activity; single-stranded DNA binding. NCBI's taxonomy places the organism in Eukaryota, Viridiplantae, Streptophyta, Lycopodiopsida, Selaginellales, Selaginellaceae. Bases 1 to 4029 code for a protein of 1342 amino acids. Gene Ontology annotation, cellular component: nucleus. The record is from RefSeq and is a predicted model, not a curated record. The transcript has 14 exons. Gene Ontology annotation, biological process: nucleotide-excision repair.